This is a messenger RNA of Nicotiana tabacum (common tobacco), 903 nucleotides long. RefSeq lists its product as uncharacterized. The record is from RefSeq and is a predicted model, not a curated record. Lineage: Eukaryota; Viridiplantae; Streptophyta; Magnoliopsida; Solanales; Solanaceae.
CUUUUUCUCCUUCUUCCCAUACUUUCAUAUCACAACAUUCCCAACUUUGUAACCUUAUUUUAAAGAACUCUUUACCUAAUUAAUUGGGUAUUUUUGGCUUUUUUUUGAGAGCUGUAUGUUGGAUUUUUGUUACUUAGAUGAUGAGUCUGAAAAUGGGUUCAGUUUCUUUCAGCCAACAAAACAACCAUGGGAUCAUGGUUGAGCAAAAUCAAGAAUCAUUGUGUAUUUAUUCUUCCUCAGAAGUUUCUAGUAAUUUCUCGUCGUCUGACGACGACGAGUUGUUUGGUGAAGAAGAGGGAGAAGAAGGGAAUUCUUCAUCUUCGUCUUCGGAUCCAACUUCUCCUAAUUCUUCUGGUAGUUCAGGUCAUGAGCGCACAUCGGGAGCUUUGCAAAAUAUGUCCUCUCUUCUUCAAGAACUUCCCUUCAAGAGAGGCUUGUCAAAGCAUUACAAUGGAAAAUCACAAUCAUUCACCUCUUUAUCAAAUGUGAGUAGCUUAGAGGACUUGGCCAAACCUGAGAACCUAUACAACAAAAAGCUCAAAUCAUGCAAAAGCUAUGGAGUAUUUUUGGAAGGUUUUAAAUCAGAUCAUUACCAGUCUCCUCCUACAAAGAAAACAAACAGAAGAGGGUCAUAUUCAUCACUUAGGGCAAGGAGAAAUGGUAGCUUUCUUGGGAAUAAUAAUAGACCUCCUGUUCCUCCACUUAGAUCAACUGGCACAACUAGUUUUACUAAUCAAACCCCUUUAUUUGCUUGAUUUUCUUGUCAUUUUUUCUUGCAAGAGUUCACCAAAUGUAUUUAAUCUAUGUUCUUGUUUGGAGUCUCUUUUGUGUUUUCUGUCCUUCUACAAGCGGAAGACAUUAAUAAAUUAAAUGUUCAAAUAAAACAACAUCAAAUGCAAAGUC